CUCGAACCCGCCACACCGCCACUGUCCUAAUAUUAUCGCCACCGCCACGCUCCUAUAUAUCAACGCCUCCGCCGCGACGUACCCGUAAAAACGAUCCGUUCGCAAAACUCUCUUGACCCGCGGACCCGCGCCGACCGUCUGAGUUGCAGCGCGAUGCCGAACCCGAAGGUCUUCUUCGACAUGACGAUCGGCGGAGCGCGGGCUGGGCGGGUCGUGAUGGAGCUGUACGCGGACACGACCCCGCGCACGGCGGAGAACUUCCGGGCCCUCUGCACCGGCGAGAAGGGGAUCGGGAGGAGCGGGAAGCCGCUCCACUACAAGGGCUCCAAGUUCCACCGGGUCAUACCCGGCUUCAUGUGCCAGGGAGGCGAUUUCACGGCGGGGAAUGGGACCGGAGGGGAGUCGAUAUACGGAGCAAAGUUCGCGGACGAGAACUUCAUCAAGAAGCACACGGGGCCGGGGAUCCUGUCCAUGGCGAACGCGGGGCCCGGGACGAACGGGUCCCAGUUCUUCAUAUGCACCGCGAAGACGGAGUGGCUCGAUGGGAAGCACGUGGUGUUCGGGAGGGUGGUGGAGGGGAUGGAGGUGAUCAAGGCCAUCGAGAAGGUCGGGUCCUCCUCCGGCCGGACCUCCAAGCCGGUCGUGGUUGCUGAUUGUGGCCAGCUUUCUUGAGCCGGAGGUGCUCUCUAAUUCGGCUGAAAAUAAGGUGAAAUGUUUACUUGCCUUUGCAAGAGCGAAACUUUUGACAGAGGUU
Messenger RNA from Rhodamnia argentea, 754 nucleotides. RefSeq names its product peptidyl-prolyl cis-trans isomerase. Gene Ontology annotation, cellular component: cytosol; plasma membrane. Gene Ontology annotation, molecular function: peptidyl-prolyl cis-trans isomerase activity. The transcript is spliced from 3 exons. Gene Ontology annotation, biological process: protein peptidyl-prolyl isomerization; protein folding. NCBI's taxonomy places the organism in Eukaryota, Viridiplantae, Streptophyta, Magnoliopsida, Myrtales, Myrtaceae. The record is from RefSeq and is a predicted model, not a curated record. The coding region runs from base 154 to 672 and encodes 172 amino acids.